Pelobates cultripes (western spadefoot toad) is the source of this 1540-nucleotide messenger RNA. NCBI's taxonomy places the organism in Eukaryota, Metazoa, Chordata, Amphibia, Anura, Pelobatidae. The record is from the annotation of a GenBank genome assembly.
AUGGAGAAAAAGACCCUCAAGUCCCGGCAAGAACGGAGCGAGGGAUCCCGUGAUAUCUGGGAUCUGCUCCGCACUAGGCCGCAACCCAAGAUGGCGGCCCCGCUGCAAAGAUCGCCUUCCUGCUCCUCGGGUGAGUUGGAGUAUGAUGCUCCAGACCACAUCCUAGAAGCCAGGGCCUCCGUGGCUAAGAAGGAGAGAGGAGCUACAGAGGUGGACGCAGAUAGCGCCCCAACUACCAAGGAUGACCUUAAACAUCUCCUGCAGGAUCUACGUACCAUGUUCCAAACAGACUGCGCACUGAUCCGGGAGGACAUGCAUACCCUCUCUGGCCACAUAAAGUCAGUCGAAGAUGAAGCCGUGACAGCCCGCCAAACUCACCUCGAUGCUGCCCUACUCACCCAGCAGCUCACACAGCAACAUGCAGCACUCGCCCGACAGGUAGCAGGCCUAGAAUAUACACAGCUGCAUCACGCUGCAAAGGUGCAUUUUAUUUCUUAUUAAAGCACCACUCUAGGCACCCAGACCACUUCAGCUUAAUGAAGUGGUCUGGGUGCCAGGUCCAGCUAGGGUUAACCCAUUUUUUAAUAAACAUAGCAGUUUCAGAGAAACUGCUAUGUUUAUUAAUGGGUUAAGCCUUCCCCCUAAUCCUCUAGUGGCUGUCUCAUUGACAGCCACUAGAGGCGCUUGCGUGCUUCUCACUGUGAUUUUCACAGUGUGAGCACGCCAGCGUCCAUAGGAAAGCAUUGUAAAUGCUUUCCUAUGCGACCGGCUGAAUGCGCGCGCAGCUUUUGCCGUGCGUGCGCAUUCAGCCGGCAGGGAGGAACGGAGGAGGAGAGAAGGAGGAGAGCUCUCCGCCAAGUGCUGGAAAAAGGUAAGUUUUUACCCCUUUCCCCUUUCCCCUUUCCAGAGCCGGGCGGGAGGGGGUCCCUGAGGGUGGGGGCACCCUCAGGGCACUAUAGUGCCAGGAAAACGAGUAUGUUUUCCUGGCACUAUAGUGGUCCUUUAAGCUCAUGAUAACAGUCUGUCAAACUCAACAUUCAGAUGAUGGUUUAGGUCCACUUGGAAGAAGAUAAACCUUCAUGACUUCAGCUCUGUUACUGGUAGAAAAGCAGUUCAUAAAAUUUGGUUUGUGGUCACUAUGAUAAUUGUUGUGUGAUUCUGGUACAAAAUCAGAAAAUGUUAUUGAUUAAUUACCCUGGAUUAUAAUAUACUCCUCUACUGCCACGUGGAUGCAGUUUUACAGGCAAUUUAAAGAGACGCUGCCAUGUUUUUGUUUUCUGUUGUUGUUGUUUUUUUAACAAUCUUUAAUUUUAUUUGUCAUUUAUAAAGGCCAGACAGAUUGAUUCAGCAGUGAACAUGUAACAUUGUUGAGUACAUAAAAGGCAUUAACCAUUCAGAUAAUCAUAACUCCAAUGACUAUGGGAAUAAAGCAUUGGUAAACAUUUUUUCAGUAGUAGUGCUUCUAUGUUUUUAGAUCUGUCUCUGUUCAUGGACUGGUAUGUCUGUUAACCCGAAAGUGCCCUAUAUGGGUGUUGACUAG